AUGGGCAUCGAGGAGAAGCCAGUCAUCGAGCACGUCGAGAGCGGCAGCACCAACCUCGGUAUUGAGGAGAAGCCCGCCGACUAUCAUGAGCAGUACCACAUCGAUCCGAAGAAGGAGCGCAAGCUUCUGCGCAAGCUUGACCUCGCGAUUCUUCCCAUGACCGUCCUCAUGUACUUGAGUGCCCAGCUCGACGCUGAGAUCCUCGACGGCUCCGACACCAAGUACAGCGUUACGCUGCUUGCGUUCUACAUCACCUAUGUUCUGGGCUCUAUCCCGGGCACGCUUCUGUCGAAGGCGAUCCGGCCUAACCUGGCUCUGGGAGGAGGGUGCAUCAUUUGGGCUACCGCUGCGACCUGCUUUGCCGCCUCGCAGAACUUUGCGGGCGCCGUUGUCUGUCGUCUCUUCAUCGGUCUCGGCGAGAGCAUGUUCGGACAGGGCAUUGUGCUGCACUACUCUCUGUGGUACCGGAAGAACGAGAUCUCGAAGCGCCUCUCAUUGUUCAUUGGCAUGGGUGCUCUGGCCGGCGCCUUCGGUGGUCUUAUCGCUUACGGCGUGGCGCACAUUAAAUCGCACAUGGAGACAUGGCGCAUCCUGUUCCUGAUCGAGGGCCUGCCGUCGUUCGUGCUCGGAUGUCUCGUCGUCGCCUUCCUCCCCUCUCGGCCCGAUCGCAGCAAGUACCUGAACGCGGAGGAGACUGAGCUCGAGAUGGCUCGCCUCGCCUCUGAGCAUCUCGACGAGGGCGACGACGGCAUCGACUGGAACGGCGUCAAGCGCGCUGUCACUGCUUGGCAGACUUACGCCGUCACCUUCAUCUUCUCGUGCAUGCAGCUCCUGCUGGCUUCGCUCGGCGGCUUCUUCCCGACCAUCAUCAAGUCGCUCGGAUACACCGACACGGAUGCUCAGCUUUUCACUGUUCCGCCUUACGCCGUUGCGUUCGUUGCCAUGAUGUUCAUCAACACGGCGAGUGACAAGAUGCGCAUUCGUGGUCCUUUCGUUGCUGGUGUCUUCAGUUUGAACGUUGUCGGCUUCGCCACCCUCCUCGGCACCGAGAACAUGAAGGCACGCUACUUUGCAUGCUUCUGCAUUGUCCUUGGAUGCUACUGCGCCAUUCCUCUCAUCCAGAGCUGGGUUGCGAACAACUGUGGCUCCCAGUCUCAGCGCGCUGUCCACCUCGGAUACCUCAACUCGGUCGGAAACUAUCCCGCGUUCAUUGCCCCCUUCAUCUUCCCGACCAAGGACGCUCCGCAGUGGAAGCUCGGAUACGGCAUCAACCUUGGCUUCUCAGCCGCUGCUAUCGUCGUCGCGCUCCUCAUGAUCGCGUACUACAAGUACGAGAACGCGCGCAGGGACCGCGUCGAGGGCAAGCCUGAGCCCGGGCAGUUCAUCGACGUCGUCAACCUUCACGACCUCGCGCCUGGCUUCCGCUACACCCUUUAA
This is a messenger RNA of Trichosporon asahii var. asahii CBS 2479, 1437 nucleotides long. RefSeq lists its product as uncharacterized. Bases 1 to 1437 code for a protein of 478 amino acids. Lineage: Eukaryota; Fungi; Basidiomycota; Tremellomycetes; Trichosporonales; Trichosporonaceae. Gene Ontology annotation, biological process: transmembrane transport. Gene Ontology annotation, molecular function: transmembrane transporter activity. The transcript has 3 exons. The record is from RefSeq and is a predicted model, not a curated record. Gene Ontology annotation, cellular component: membrane.